This is a messenger RNA of Notodromas monacha, 930 nucleotides long. The record is from the annotation of a GenBank genome assembly. NCBI's taxonomy places the organism in Eukaryota, Metazoa, Arthropoda, Ostracoda, Podocopida, Cyprididae.
AUGUGCGCAGAUAUUUGUUAGCUUCUCGUGAGGAUGAGUGACUUUGUAUGGGCUUUGAAGAAUGGAGACUUGGACCAGGUGAAAGAUUGGGUUGAGAUCAAAGGUGCCGAAGUGAAUAAAGAACUAGACGGAAGAUAUCCCCUUCACUAUGCCGCAGACUACGGGCAAAACGAUAUCAUUGCUUAUCUCAUUGACCGUGGAGCAGCAAUCAAUGCAAAAGAUAAGCACGGGAUUUCCGCAUUAUUAGCAGCGAUUUGGGAAGGACAUACUAAGUGCGUGAAAGCUUUGCUGGACCGGGGCGCUGACAAGACUGGAUUGGCGCCGGAUGGGACGUCUUAUCUGGAGUGUGCAGAAAAAGAAGAGAUCAAAGUACUGUUGAGGUAGACGACUUGGCAAGAGAACUGUGUUUCUUGGCAUUUACAGUGAUGAGGUUGGAUACUUGACAUGCUUGCGUCCUCCAAUCCAAGUGUUUUCCCUGGCAGAAGUCAUGUGAUACAUUUACUCAAGAAGCAACCCAAGUGCUAACUAGCCUUCUUUUUUUCAAUCGGACGCUGGCUGGAGGAAUGCUUUCUGCUUGCUUUGCGACAGUGUGAUUAAAGAAGGGGAGGAGGUUCUCUGUCCAGUGAGACUUUGCGCGUGCAAGCUGCUUAUGAUGGCUUUACUUUGAAUCGGGAGUAGGCCCAUAAACUCAGAGGACGGACUUUCCCAGGAAUUCAUUGAUCCCUGGUCAACUUCGAGAUUGGUCGCCGUUCUCUUCGGUUGUCCGAACCCUCCAUGAUAAUCGAGAUUCUCAUUUUCGCUGUCUUCUGAUGUGGGGGGCUUUUUCUGUGUGCUCCGUUCGCAGAUUUUAAUCGAUCAACUCUUUUGUAUUUCUUUGCGUCUUGUGCAGCACAGAGAUGGAUGGCAUCUUAUAAACGUGGAAAAAGUGUU